Messenger RNA from Staurois parvus, 1637 nucleotides. NCBI's taxonomy places the organism in Eukaryota, Metazoa, Chordata, Amphibia, Anura, Ranidae. The record is from the annotation of a GenBank genome assembly.
AUGGCGGACGCGGCGGCUCUGAGCGGAGAGGACAAAGAGGAGGAUGGAGGGAAGAGAGCCGCCACGGCAGAGACCCUGGGCUUCUAUGAGAGGACCGACGGGAGGAGGGCGAGGGAGAGAGGAGGAACCUGUCUGAUCUUUCAUUAUUCAGGUUUAUCAGCGCUGAACUCACCCGGGGUUACUUCCUGGAACAUAAUGAAGCAAAAUACAAGGAAAGGAGAGAGCGGGUGUACACUUGUCUGAGAAUACCCAGAGAGCUGGAGAAGCUGAUGUUCUUUGGGUUCUUCCUGUGCCUCGAUGCUUUCUUGUAUGUUUUCACAUUGCUCCCUCUGAGGGUCCUGCUGGCAUUUAUCAGGUUCAUUACACUGCCUUGUUGUGGAUUAAGUGAUGGUCGGUUGCUGCAGCCAGCUCAGGUCUGUGACAUAUUGAAGGGAGUGAUACUAGUGAUAUGUUACUUCAUGAUGCACUAUGUGGACUACUCCAUGAUGUACCACCUCAUCAGAGGACAGUCCGUCAUCAAGCUUUAUAUCAUCUACAACAUGCUUGAGGUUGCAGAUCGCCUCUUUUCAUCUUUUGGACAAGAUAUUUUGGAUGCUUUGUACUGGACAGCUACUGAGCACAAAGAGAGGAAGCGAGCUCAUCUUGGUGUCAUCCCUCAUUUCUUCAUGGCUGUGUUGUAUGUCUUUUUACAUGCAAUCCUAAUACUAGUGCAAGCCACGACUCUCAAUGUGGCCUUCAACUCUCACAACAAGUCCUUGCUGACCAUUAUGAUGUCCAACAAUUUUGUAGAGAUAAAAGGGAGCGUGUUCAAGAAAUUUGAAAAGAACAAUCUCUUCCAAAUGUCAAAUAGUGAUAUAAAAGAAAGAUUCACAAACUAUGUGCUACUACUGAUUGUAUGUUUGCGAAACAUGGAGCAGUUCUCAUGGAAUCCAGAUCACCUCUGGGUGUUGUUUCCUGAUGUGUGUAUGGUAAUUGCAUCAGAGAUUGCCGUGGAUGUUGUAAAACAUGCCUUUAUAACCAAGUUUAAUGACAUCACUGCAGAUGUGUACAGUGAAUACAGAGCCAGUCUUGCCUUUGAACUUGUGAGCAGCCGCCAGAAAAACGCUUACACUGACUAUAGUGAUUCUGUCUCCAGGCGUAUGGGCUUUAUUCCUCUCCCUCUUGCAGUGCUUUUAAUCAGAGUGGUUACCAGCUCAGUUAAGGUGCAAGGUGUCCUGGCAUACGCCUGUGUGGUUCUCUUUUACUUUGGGCUGAUAACAUUGAAAGUCUUGAACAGUAUCCUAUUGCUUGGGAAGUCCUGCCAGUAUGUAAAGGAGGCCAAAAUGGAAGAUAAGCUGUUCCAGUCACCUCCUACGGCUACACCAGGAAAAACACCAAGAAAGGCUCAAAACAAAUCCAAAACAAACCAAGGAGUCCCUACAGAUGAUGCCCCCAGCACAUCCGUCACUAACCAGCCUGCACGUCAGAAUUCCACCGUGCCACUUCUUGUACAGAGUAACCCUGACCAGUUCCUGACUACACCAGAUGGAGAAGAGAAGGACAUUACACAGGAUGGCACAGAGCUAAAACACAGAUCGGCUAACAAAGACCUACUUGAGAUUGACAGGUUCACCAUCUGUGGGAACAGAAUUGACUAA